Messenger RNA from Onychostoma macrolepis, 1295 nucleotides. Its product is annotated as microfibril-associated glycoprotein 4-like. The transcript has 6 exons. The record is from RefSeq and is a predicted model, not a curated record. Lineage: Eukaryota; Metazoa; Chordata; Actinopteri; Cypriniformes; Cyprinidae. Gene Ontology annotation, biological process: elastic fiber assembly. Bases 371 to 1102 code for a protein of 243 amino acids.
GUUGAAUUCAGGCUGUUAAUCUGUUAUCUAUUGUUUGAGUGGUUCUGGUAUUUAUGGAAAGCUGGUUAAUGUAUUUUUGAAAAUAAUUGUUAGUGUUUUGUUGAUGAUUUUAAGAUUAUUUGUGAUUAAGUGGGUGGUAUUUAAGAGCUUUCUGUGCAUAUAGGUGAUUUGUAGUAUUGGGGAGUUUCCGUUCUUUCACAAUUUGUCUAAUUCCUAAAUGUGCGAAAAGAAUGUUUUACCAAAAUUUCUUAAAACGGACUUUGACACUGAGGAGGAGCCUGAACGUCGGAUAUUUAAAGGAGCGUUUGUCUCCUCUACAACUGGAGAACACCAACGGAAACAAAGAUUUCUGCUGUGAUCUACUGAGAAGAUGGAGAUGAUGGUGUUGGCAGCUCUUUUGCCUGUUUUAUUGGGCUGUGAUUGCGGUCAUGAUGUAAAUAAACCGGUUGACUGGUCUGACAUCUAUAACUCAGGACAAACAGUCAGUGGGAUUUACUCCAUCUAUCCAGCAGGUGACAUUCCUGUCUGGGUUUACUGUCAGAUGAUCUCAGAUGGGAAAGAUGAAGACAAAGGAGGAUGGACGGUGAUUCAGAGGAGAAUGGAUGGCAGUGUGAAUUUCUAUCGGCCGUGGAAUCAGUACAAGAGAGGAUUUGGGAAUGUGGAGAGUGAAUACUGGCUGGGGCUGGAGAACAUGUACCAGCUGACACGCAACAGGAAGUACAUGCUGAAAGUGGAUAUGGAGGACUUUGAAGGAAGGAAAGGUUUUGCUCUAUACUCAUUCUUCUCUGUGGAUUGUGAAUGUGCCGGAUAUCAGCUGGGAAUUUCAGGAUUCACUGAUGGAGGAGCUGGCGACUCUUUAUCUGGCCAUAAUGGAUUCAAGUUCUCCACCUUUGACAAGGACCAAGAUACUGCAGAUAAUAGCUGUGCCAAACAGUAUCUUGGGGCAUUUUGGUACUCAGCCUGUCACAAUACAAACCCCAAUGGUGUGUAUUUAUGGGGUGAAGAUCCAACCCAUUACGCCAUUGGUGUAGCUUGGUCAUCAUGGAAGAAUUACGCAGUCAGUAUGAAAUCCAUCAGCAUGAAGAUCAAACGUGUGUCUUAGAAACAUUACAGUGCUUCUGAAAGGAAGAUGUUUUUACCUCAUUUUAGGACAUUUUAAGGUUUUCAUUCCUCUUUUUUCUGCAUAAAGAAUCAUGUGAAAAUCUGUCUUUGAAUUGUUUGGCUGGUUGUGUAGUGUGUUAAAAUCUUUUAUGGAGUUACUGUUUACAUGGUUCUUCACUCUAUAAACUUUCAAU